Messenger RNA from Corapipo altera (White-ruffed manakin), 2310 nucleotides. RefSeq names its product solute carrier family 5 member 6 (gene SLC5A6). Lineage: Eukaryota; Metazoa; Chordata; Aves; Passeriformes; Pipridae. Gene Ontology annotation, biological process: sodium ion transport; biotin transport; pantothenate transmembrane transport. The record is from RefSeq and is a predicted model, not a curated record. Bases 93 to 1955 code for a protein of 620 amino acids. Gene Ontology annotation, cellular component: membrane. The transcript has 15 exons. Gene Ontology annotation, molecular function: sodium-dependent multivitamin transmembrane transporter activity.
GCCGGGGCUCGGGGUGCCCAUGAGGCCGGCGGGGCGCGGGUGGCCGGGCAGCGGUGGCGCUGGCAGGGCGGCAGCCCAGGGACACGCUCACUAUGGAGUUCACCACCAUCGACUACACCAUCUUCGUGCUGCUGCUGGUGCUGUCGAUGGCCAUCGGGCUGUUCUACGCGCUGAGCGGCAACCGGCAGCGCACGGUGCAGGAGUUCCUGCUGGCCAACCGUGACAUGAGCUGCCUGCCCGUCGCCCUGUCCCUGCUGGCCACCUUCCAGUCGGCCGUGGCCAUCCUGGGCGUGCCCGCCGAGAUCUACCGCUUCGGCACCGAGUACUGGUUCCUCGGCUGCUCCUACUUCCUGGGGCUGCUCAUCCCGGCGCACGUCUUCAUCCCCGUCUUCUACCGCCUGCGCAUCACCAGCACCUACGAGUAUCUGGAGCUGCGCUUCAACAAGACGGUGCGAGUGCUGGGCACUGUCACCUUCAUCUUCCAGAUGGUCAUCUACAUGGGCGUGGUGCUCUAUGCGCCCGCGCUGGCCCUCAAUGCAGUGACGGGCUUUGACCUCUGGAGCGCAGUGCUGACCAUAGGGCUGGUCUGCACCCUCUACACUACACUGGGCGGGCUGAAGGCUGUCAUCUGGACAGACGUGUUCCAGACACUGGUGAUGGUGGCAGGCCAGCUGGCUGUCAUCGUGGUGGGCGCACAGCGGGUGGGCGGCAUGGCCCGCGUCUGGCACGUGGCCGAGCAGGAGGGCAAGAUCUCCGGCAUCGACCUGGACCCCAACCCCCUGGAGCGCCACACCUUCUGGACCCUGGCCAUGGGCGGGGUGUUCAUGAUGCUGUCGCUGUACGGGGUGAACCAGGCGCAGGUGCAGCGCUACCUCAGUGCCCGCAGCGAGCGGGAGGCCAAGCUCUCCUGCUACGCCGUGUUCCCCUGCCAGCAGAUCGUGCUCUGCCUCAGCUGCCUCACAGGCCUCGUCAUGUUCGUCUACGACCGGGAGCACCCGCUGACCCCACGCCCUGGCUCCUCUGACCAGCUGGUGCUGAUCUUCGUGAUGGACGUGCUGCGGGACCUGCCAGGACUGCCCGGGCUCUUCGUUGCCUGCCUCUUCAGCGGCUGCCUCAGCACCAUCUCCUCCGCCUUCAACUCGCUGGCCACGGUGACCAUGGAGGACCUGGUGCGGCCGCACCUCCCCGGGCUGUCGGAGUCACGGGCCACGCUGCUCUCCAAGCUGCUGGCUUUCGGUUACGGGCUGCUGUGCCUGGGCAUGGCGUACGUGUCCUCCAUGCUGGGACCUGUGCUGCAGGCGGCCAUCAGCAUCUUCGGCAUGGUGGGGGGUCCCCUCCUGGGGCUCUUCUGCCUUGGCAUGUUCUUCCCCUGCGCCAACCCCACGGGAGCCGCCUUGGGGCUGGUGGCCGGGCUGGCCAUGGCCUUCUGGGUGGGCAUCGGCGGCCUCCUGAAGAACAUGGGGCAGGCUGGAGGGGCCUCCCCCAUGCCCAACAGCACAGCGCUGCCGACUGUGGGCAACCUCACCACCAUACUGGCUACCACCCUGCUGCCCCCCACGCCGACCCCGAGCCCUACGGGGCUGCAGCGAUUCUACAGCCUGUCCUACAUGUGGUACAGCGCCCACAACUCCACCACAGUCAUCGUGGUGGGGGUCCUUGUCAGCCUGCUCACUGGCCCGAUGCCGCCAGAGGCCCUGGACCCCCGCACCAUCUCCCCCGUGGUGCCCCAGCUGCUCUGCUGCCUGUCCCCCAAAAUCCGGCAGCGGCUCUGCUGUGGGGGUGGAGACCCUGCCCAGACCCCUGGCCAUGCAGAUGCCACAGAGAAGAGCAAUGGGAUUCCCAACGGCCUGGGGCCCCCUGGCCCCGGGCAGCGGGAGGAGGAGGAGGAGGAAGGACAGGGGUACAUCCGCAGUGCCACGGCCCCCUCCUACGCCGUGCAGGAAACCUCCUUCUGACCCCCCUGGCGUGGGGAUCCUGGACAACCCCCCCGGCCGCGGGGCUCAAAGCCCCAGUGGGGCACCCACAGACGGACAGGGAGUGCCAAAUAGUGGGGUGUGGGGUCCCCGGUGGGGGCCGGUGUGCUGCCCCCCAGGGGGGCUCUGGGACCAUGUCUGGGGGGUGUCAGAGCGGUGGCCCCCACCCAGGCUGGGAUGCUGCCCAGUGCCCCCGGCCUGGCCAUGUGCCUUACACACCGCUCUGCUCUGGGGGCUGCCUGGACCCCUCGGGGCGCAGAGCACAUCCCCCAAGGCCCUGUCAAUCAUCUCUGUGUUCAGUGUCCCCCCAAUAAACGGUUCUGGAGCACAGCUGUCA